Messenger RNA from Drosophila albomicans, 835 nucleotides. RefSeq lists its product as uncharacterized. Bases 321 to 629 code for a protein of 102 amino acids. The transcript is spliced from 3 exons. Lineage: Eukaryota; Metazoa; Arthropoda; Insecta; Diptera; Drosophilidae. The record is from RefSeq and is a predicted model, not a curated record.
CUGGCUUUGACUUGUUGUAGACGAGCUGAUGAUGAAUUUCAAGUUCUUCCAACAGCCAGCUAAUCAAUCUAGAAUAGGCUUUCACUGAGAGCACAAAGAAAGCCAUUAAUUCAAGUAAGGAAUUUGAAUAAUCGAGAAACCUUCUUCCUUUGUGGAACUUACAACGCUAAAGUCUUAACGAUAUAUCUUCCUUCAUAUUGAGCGCAGUAUUAUUAUUUCUGCAGCAUUUGUGCAAAGUCGUCGCAUAUUUUGAUGUGACUAUUGAAAGUCGCAUCGUCUGUCUGUUUCUCGUGACCUCGUCUUGCAUCAUCUACCUCAUCAUGCCCUACUACACGGGCAGAAGCGACGAGCAGCUGGGCAACACGAUGCGUUUGCAGAUCAGAGCCUCUAUCGCCUGGUCGUCGGAGCGUAAUAUGGUCGCCAAGUUGACGCCGUUGGUGUGCACUUUGAUUGCCGCUGGCUUUGCCUAUGGCUAUACAUCGAAAUUCAUUGAACCCUGCUCGUAUCCGGCGCGCGAUGUUUUCUUUUCGCGUUACAUCAAGAGCGGAUGCACCAAGGCGGAGAUGAAGGCAUUGGACACCAUAAGUAUUGGUGUUUUGAUCAUUUUGCUCACCUACAUCGAUUUCUAAUCGAAAAUCCAUCUGAAUUGUGGCAAAAGAAUAUGGGAAAGUUGAAGCAAAAAAAGGUUGCUUAACGUAUAAAUAAAUAUAGCAAUUAUACGGAUCAUUUUCACAUCUAUCUAUGUACAUUUCAUAUUGCCUUAAAUUACUAAAUUCAUAUGUUGUUAAGUAAAGUCGAGUACUGAGUGAGUCUACAAAUGUUUUAAUUUAAAAAU